UGAUCGCAUCGCCUCUCAUCCGACUCGAACGACCUUGAUGACGAACAAAUUUUAAGUUAGUUCAUUCGUACGUUGGCCUCCUGUGGAGGACCCCCUCGUGACGUCAGGAGCGUUAACUCACGUGUUCUGGAGGGGCGGCUCGCAGCUGUCAUUGGGCUGCCAUUAUCACAUCUGCACUCAACAGCUCGCUCGUCAGUCGACUGCAGCUGCUGCUUCGCAGUUACCGGCCGUGUGCGUCGACGCGGCACGGACUGCAGACACCGCAGAGCAAGAUGGCGAGCGCCGCCCUGCAGCCCGGCCUGCAGAUACGACCCGUGUUGACCCACGAGGACGUCGUCGAGAUGGUGCACCGCCUCUACGGCCUGCGAGACGUCCAGAUAACGGACCUGAACGCGUACGACGACAGGAACUAUCAUAUCCGGGUGAAGGAGUAUCAGGCUUCCUUGUGGCCGCAUGGAUAUGUCUUCAAGGUCGUGAACACGUUGGAUUCGCAGAAACCGUCACACAUUGAGGUUCAGACGGAACUCCUAAUGUAUUUAGAUUCACACGGAUUCACGUGCCCUCAGCCCGUUAAGAACGUGGACGGGAAGUAUUUGUCCGUGGAGGAGCUGCCGAAGAGAGGGCCCGCGCCCCGCCGCAGUCACGUGGUGCGCCUGCUGACCUUCCGGCCGGGGCGGAUCCUCGCCGACGUGCCCGUGUCCCCCGGGCUCAUGUUCCAGCUGGGCGGCUUCGUGGCGCGGCUCGACCGCUGCCUCCAGGGAUUUCACCACCCGGUGCUGGAACGCCACGAGACUCUCUGGCGCCUCAACUCGGCGCCUCAGGCGAGACAGUUCGCGUUCGCGGUCGAAGACGAGAAGAACAGGCAGCUGGUGGAGCAAGUGCUGGACGAGUUCGAGAGGAACGUCUUGCCGAACUACGGAGCGAUGGAGAAAGGGACGGUGCACGGGGACCUGAACGAGCAGAACCUGGUGUGCACCGAGGAGGAGGGCGUGAGCGUCGUGCUGGACCUGGGAGACUGCCACGUCAGCAGCUACCUGUUCGAGCUGGCCGUGUGCCUGUGCUACAUCAUGCUGCUCCGGGCCCCGCCGCCGCUGGGCCCCGUCGACGUGGCGGGCCACGUGCUCGCGGGCUACUGCGCCGUCAGGCCGCUGCCCGACGCCGAGAUGCGCAUGCUCAAGACGUGCGUGUGCGCGCGUCUCUGCCAGAGCCUGGUGCUGGGCGCCUACUCGUUCCUGCAGGCGCCCGACAACGCCUACCUGCUGACCACGGCGAGGCGGGGCUGGGGGCUGCUGCGCGACCUGUGGGGCGCGCCCCCGGGCGAACUGGAGGCCCGCUGGAAGGACAUCCUCGCCUCCUGCCGGGGAGGCGCUGUCUGACCCGCGCGCUCUCCGACCUCAGGCCCUUGCGGUCAGUGGCGGGUGCAGGAAUUAUUUUACGGGGGAAUUUCGAAAAAAAAAAAAAAAAAAAAACCAUGUAUUAAAAAAAACCUGAUCUGUUACAUCAUCAAUCGCAACAUGAGUAUUUCCUAGUUGCGUUAGCUAAUCCUAAAUAAAAAAAAAUACAGUCUUCACCGAAAUAUCUAAAUACUUUUUAUAACUUCGGGAAAGAUAUGGGGGCCAUAUCACCCCAAAUCCCUCCCCCCCCUUUUUUUUGCAUCCACCACUACUUGCUGUGUACUAAAACUUUUAUGACGUCUGUAUUUUUUGGCCUCUACAAAUUAUAGUACUGGCUAAACAACUCGACAGAGUGUUUUUUAAAUAAUAAAUUUAAUCCUAGAAGAUUUUUUUUAGCUGAACAUAAUAACCUAUAUUUUUAAUCUCAAUCAAAAAAAGCAAAAUAAUUUAUGGCAAUCUACUGAAUUUUCUAUCGUUGUUACGUAAAUUACGAAUUUUAUGUGUGUAUGUAUUUGGUGAAUCUUCCUUAUACAAAACCUGAUAGAAUAUACAGCAUGUUCGGAAGUACACAGAGUCGUUCAUUUGCUCACCUGCAUGCUUUACUUGCAGUCCGUACAGCCCCGGGACAAGUGCGUGGUAUGUUCUUCAGGUGGACUUAGACACGGCCUUAAGCGGGCCGUACAAGCACGAGUCUGGCUCGCGAGCCCGGCGCUGUCGCACAGGGCCGUCGGCGGAGCUCGCCUCGCUUCUGGCUCGUAAUUGGCUCGUGUGUGUGUGGCUCGGGUUUCACAACACGCCAGACACUGCAGUCUGUGUGAUUCCAUGAACAAGGUACCAUGCCGGCUGCCAUGUCGAAAUUUUUGUUAAAUAUUAAUGUCGAAAUACGGAUUAAAUUUAAAAAAACCAUAAUAUUUAACAGUUUUGUUUUAAAAAUAUAUAUUUUUUGAAGUUGUUAAUUUACCGAAUCUCAUGACACACAAUGAUGCGUGAAUUUUCCAGUAAGAUCAUGAAUAUUUACGUCCGGUGAAAAUCGCUACGUGAACAUUAGGCAGCUGCUACAAUCAGUUUAUGCAUUUAAAGAUUAAUAAAUGAAAUUUAAAAAAUUCAAACAAAUUCGAAAUACUGAAACUUACUAGCAAAAUUCGGAGUGUUUUCGUAUUGUGUGUGGUUAAAAAAUACCCGCGUCUGUCUCGGCGAACUUGACUGGUGGGCCAGACACGUACGUGCAUGGACCGCUUUUUAAACACGACACAAGGUCAGUCGGUGCAGGUGUAUAACAGUGCAAAUGUGCAAGUUUAUAUAGUGAGCAGUUGUUGACAGACUGACAGAAGUAUCGUCCAAAAGGUUUGCAAUGCACUUAACACACUGCGUGAAAUAAAAGGCUUAGGUACGAUAAUCCUUUUGUCAGUCUUCAGUGCCAGUAAGUAAUGAUUUGAAUUGCAAGAAGGCUCUGUAAGAGACCCUUUUGGGUAGUUUCCCAUCAAAACACACUGAAGAGUGCAAACAAUGUUAUUCAGUUUUCAUGUUAAAAUUAUUUUUAUGAUAGGUACUUUAAGUCAAUGCACUAUCCAUACCUACAUUUUUAUAGCAAUAAUAUGUGAUAAAACAUCUUUAUGACCUUAACCCUACGAUUUCUUGUAGAGUCAGGUCAGUAAAAAUCAAAGCCAAAACAGGUUAAUAAAAUGGAGAAAUAGCUUUCUUUGCCGUAAGUCGCGACUGUGCAAACCGACCGUUGUGUUAUAUAUUUUUUAUAACUUUGUUUUGCAAAAUUGUAGGGAAAUGAUUGAAUAAAAUUUCAAAACGUAAUAAAGAUCAAAUAAUGUUUAAACAUUUUUAAACCACAACGAAUGUCUCAUUAUUCAACAACAGAAAUAAAACGAAAUGGUCCGAAACAAAUUAAUUUCUCUGUUAGCAACAUCUUAGUGUGUGCGGCAUCUGAAGUUUUCUUACCUCCUCAGUUAUUGGUAUGCAAUCACAAAAUUGUAACAAGAAUGACCACCAAAUAUAAAUACUUAAACACACGGAGAUCAAGCUGAAUUUCGCUUGUUCUUCGUAUGUUUAUGUAUUCGUAUGUGUUGUCUAUUCUUGAAGUUUUUCUAUGACAUACAGUGUAAACCAUCAAUAGUAUAAUGUCCAUAAAAUUCUUUUAAAUAAAAUUUCUAGUGUACCCAUGAACCUAGAAGUUCAGUUCUCGAGUCAAAUAGAAUUCUAAAUAUCCUUUCUCAGAAAAAAAAAACACACACACAACAACGAAAAUGUUUUUUUAAAGAUAUUUCUUCUACGUAAGUAAUCUAACAUUCGUUAUGAAAUAGCGUAUUUAAAAUUUGGUUUCUUUGUAGUACUCUGUUUUAACAAGUCUGAACCAUAAACACAAAUAAAUAAUUAAAAAUCAUGUUUUUAAAUAAACAUUUUCAAUGAUUUAAAUAAUCGGGUUAUUGAAGAAUUGCAGCAGAGAGUAAUGAAGGAAUAUGUAUAUUUAUUUAUUUCACAAUAAACUUACCUAAGAAUGAAUAUAGAAAGAGAGGAGAAUUGAAAACGCAAUUUUACGUAUUGAUGAGGGACUAAAAAUACUGCUGAGGAUAAUGAGAAGACAAGUGGAGUGAUCCCUUUUCUUUUUAGUCGUCCAAAUCUCUUGAUUGUAGUGAUAAUGAAUGCCUUUUACGCAAUCAAAAUCUCCUUUAAUUAAAUCACAUCCUAUUUUUAUUUAAUUCAACCCCUUAAAUUACACCUAUUGUCACUCAAACGUCAUUUUGUGGAAGAGAAAUAAAAGCAAACAAUAAGA
Messenger RNA from Bacillus rossius redtenbacheri, 4176 nucleotides. Its product is annotated as hydroxylysine kinase. Gene Ontology annotation, molecular function: amino acid kinase activity. Bases 273 to 1376 code for a protein of 367 amino acids. The record is from RefSeq and is a predicted model, not a curated record. The transcript is spliced from 8 exons. Lineage: Eukaryota; Metazoa; Arthropoda; Insecta; Phasmatodea; Bacillidae.